UCCUAAUGUCAGAGGGAAAAGAUUAAAAAAGGGGAUACAAGAAUGCGGGUGAAUGCUUUGGGAAGAGUUACCAGUGCAUAAGAAUGCAUUGCAUUAAAUAGACCCGAAUAAUGAAAAGAUUCAUGUAAAAGUUACGAUAAACUACAAGGGACAUGAUCUUUUCCUCUGCGAGAUCUGGUUUUCAGCAGCAUUGCGGCAGACAGUGUGCAGUGUUGUGGAAUGGCCAUGGGCUCAUGUCGGUAAAGAGUGCUUUUGUCCUUUUCGCCAGCCACGAAAUGGAGUUCUUGGCUCCCCUCUGUAUCUGGUUGUCUUCCGUGUCUUGGCUCGUGUUGGUACUCGUAGGCUGGUUGGAGGGCAAUUCGGGUAAGUCUCCAUUGCCUUGUAGCGAUCUUUCACAAACACAUGGUGCAGAUAAAGAUUUUUCUCUUGAAAACUAGAUUUUUGAAUAUUACAAUUUCCCUUAGUCAUACGUGUUAGUACUUAAGGUACUGCCAUGUAUCACAAUAACAGACAUGCUGUCACCUGCACACAGCCGUAGAGGACAGCUGGGAUGCUAACGCGGCCAUGGUGGUGAGAGACGUUCUGCUGGCGUCAUCAGAAAGCGACUCGUGUCUCGUCAUUAUUGCAGAAAACAGUUUGUUGUCUGAAAUGGAAACAUUCAUUGGGGCCUCGAGGAGCGUGGCGGUGUUUGAAUCAGUCACAAAUGGGUCCCGGCUCUCCGAGAUAGUCACUCGUGCCCGCCAGGUGCGGGUGGCGUCGUGGAUGGUCGUGGUGGUGGUGGUGAGUGACGACCCAGUCUUCCUGGCCGCCUUCGCCCAACAGGCCCGUGAGGGUCGCCUGCUGGUGUGGGCCACGAGGCUCAUUGUGGUGAGCCGACGUUCGCCGCACGGCCUCCAGCCGCUCCACCAGACUCUCGCCUUUACCAACUCCCUUCUGCUGCUGGUGGAUGGCACGAUGGGGAUGAGCAGGUGUGUGGCUGCGUCUUUGUGGAAGUUGUGCUGUACUUAGACGAGCCUCGCAUGUGGUGUCUGCUUUACUGUAUGCUUGUGAACACUGUCACGGCCAAACACUUCACCGCUGUUCUAGGGCUGUUGGGUGGGUGGUGCUGCCAUACCAACGGUCUGGCGUCGUCCCCUUGCGGGUUGCGUCCUGGACGGUGGGGGGCAACCUUUCAUUGUUUCGGCCGCUGUUUUGGGACAAAUUUAGCAAGUGAGAGGCGCUAUCAUUAGUUAUUUAUAUUAGACACUGAAUGUG
Molecule: messenger RNA, 1254 nt
Organism: Scylla paramamosain (green mud crab)
Lineage: Eukaryota; Metazoa; Arthropoda; Malacostraca; Decapoda; Portunidae
Exons: 3
Coding region: 565-1008 (147 amino acids)
Source: RefSeq, a predicted model, not a curated record